This is a messenger RNA of Cyprinodon tularosa, 3234 nucleotides long. It is a transcript of the gene dqx1, whose product is annotated as DEAQ box RNA-dependent ATPase 1. The record is from RefSeq and is a predicted model, not a curated record. Lineage: Eukaryota; Metazoa; Chordata; Actinopteri; Cyprinodontiformes; Cyprinodontidae. Gene Ontology annotation, cellular component: intracellular anatomical structure; spliceosomal complex. The coding region runs from base 331 to 2715 and encodes 794 amino acids. The transcript has 12 exons. Gene Ontology annotation, molecular function: RNA binding.
CACCUGAACGCAGCGCGGGUUGACAGCUCAGAGCCAAGAUGGCGGCUGGUAGCUGAAGCAGGCGGACUCCUCCUCCGUCUGUUGUUGUCGCUGUCAGGUAGAGACCCGGGAGCUGCUGGGACUCCAAGGAACAACGGAGAAACGGAGGCCGGUCCUUCCUGCUUCUGGCCCGGUUCUUUUCCAGCGAGUGCUCGCUAUGUCAGGAGCGGACUGACACGACAGCAGCAUCGGGCUUAAGGUGGAGCGUCUCCCCGGGGUUUCCUCACCUGUCUCCCGGUAUGAGUCACCGCAGUUGCUUCCUCUCCAUAAACUGAUCCCUCCACAUACCUGAUGAUGUCCUCGCCUUCAUCAAAGCCUUCUGGCGUCGCCUCCAAAUCCCGGCCUCAGGCCUCCACAGCUCUGGACUCCCUGUCCGUCUCCUCCCUCCUGUCUGGAGAUCUGGACGAUGAUGAUGGAGGAGGAGGAGGGGAGGAGGACGGACUGGGGGAUCUGGAGGUCAACCCGUACGACGGUUUGCCCUUUUCGUCGCGGUACUACGCCCUCCUGGAGGAGAGGCAGCAGCUUCCCGUGUGGAGGCUUCGCCAGAGUUUACUGGAACACCUGGAGAACCACAACAUGGUGCUGCUGAGUGGACCGAGCGGAACCGGGAAGAGCACCCAGGUGGCGCAGUGGUGUGUGGAAUUCGCUCUGUCCUUUGAGUUCGCCCACGGCCUGGUGUGCUGCUCCCAGCCGUACUCGGAGGCGGCGCUGAGUCUGGCUCUGCGCGUGGCCGACGAGAUGGACCUCAGUCUGGGCCUGGAGGUGGGUUACAGGGUGUCGCAUGACGACAGCUGCACACCCGACACCUUACUCAGGUUUGUCAGCGACACUUUGCUCCUGGAGGAGAUGAUGUCAGACCCCAUGCUGCGGCAGUACGGCGUGGUGAUCCUGGAUGAGCUGCAGGAGCGCACCGUCCCCACCGACGUACUGCUGGGCCUGCUGUGCGACGUCUGCCGCCAGCGGCCCGACAACUUCCGGGUGGUUCUCCUCAGCCAUCCGACGCUCGCUCCGCGUCUCGCCGCCUUCCUGGGACCCGCCGUCCCUCACCUCUCCCUGGACAGCCUGGACCUGGAAGAAGGACAGGGAGCGGCAGAUGGGAAGGCUUCAGGCGUGAUGGAUGUGAUGUACCGGGAGCUUUCCUCAGGGAAGGAGCCGGUGUCCGCCGCCUGCCACAUGGUGCUGGAUCUUCACCGCAGAGGGGAGGAGGGAGACGUGAUGGUGUUUCUGGCCAGCCCUCAGGAAGUAGAGGAGUGUUUGGCUCUGCUGGAGAAGGAGUGCGUGGCUCUGAGUCCUCAGCUUGGAUCUCUCAGGUUGAUCCCGCUCCAUUCUGGACUGGGAGCUCAAACCCAGCGGGUCUAUGAAGCCGAUCCCGGCGCCCUGCUGAAGGAGAACGACUGCUGCGUAGGAGCGGAGGCCGGAGGCGUCAGGAGGAAGGUUAUCCUCAGCGACACACUGGGAGAGGCUUCCUUCUCCCUGCGAGGGAUUAGAUACGUGGUGGACACCGGGUUCCAGCUGAAAACCGUUUACAAUCCUCAGAUCCGGGCGAACUCUCAGGUCCUAAGAACCAUCAGCAAACACCAGGCUGACAUCAGAGCUCAGAGGGUCAACAGCCAGCUUCCAGGACUCUGCCUCCGUCUCUACUCCCAGUCCCUCUAUGAGACUGGGAUGGCAGAGGCUCAUUGCCCGGGUGUGAUGGAGGAGAACCUCAGCCACCUGGUUCUGCUGCUGAAGAGGCUGGACAUCGCCGACAUGGGACAGUGCAAGUUCCUGGACAGACCGGCUCCUGAGGCUCUCAUGCAGGCCUUGGAGGACCUGGAUUAUCUAGCGGCACUGGAUGACGAUGGGAAUCUGUCGGAGGUGGGGAUCAUAAUGUCAGAGCUGCCGCUGGAGCCGCUGCUGGCUAAAGCUCUGAUCGCCGCCUGCGAGUAUGACUGUGUGGAAGAGCUGCUGACCAUCGCCGCCAUGCUGACAGCUCCUUCCUGCUUCCUGUCUCCAGACCCCAGCAAAGAGGAAGCUGCCGUUUCAGUCUGGAGACCCCUGAUGCACUCAGAGGGCGACCACAUGACCCUCAUCAACGUUUAUAACGCCUUCAUGGAGAACAACGAGGACGAGGCGUGGUGUGCCGCCAACUUCCUGAGUCACGCCGCCUUACGGCUCGCAGGGGUGAUCAGGGCGGAGCUUCUGGAGGUGAUGCAGAGAAUAGAACUCCCCGUUUCCCCGCCUGCUUUUGGUUGUCAAGACAACUGCACGAAUAUCAAACGAGCGCUCAUCUCAGGCUUCUUCCUCAAAGUGGCUCACGACGUGGACGGCUCCGGUAACUACCUCCUCCUGACUCACCGCCACGUGGCUCACCUCCAUCCCUUCUCUUCGUACCGCUGUCGGCAGCCGUGUCCCAGUCCUCCCAGCUGGGUCCUCUACCACCAGUUCACCAUCUCCAGGGACAACUGCAUCCGCAUCGCCUCAGAGGUCCACCCUCAGAUGCUUGUGGAGCUGACGCCUCAGUACUUCCUGGGAAACCUGCCGGCAAGCGAUGGGAAGGAGAUACUGAUGGAGCUCCGGCAGAGUUUAGCGCCCCCAUCAGGCGAGCUGGACUCAGUGGCAGAAGAACACAACAGGACUCAGAAAGAUGCAGAGACUCACAGUCAGUCCAGCACAGAGCUCUGUGUCGUCCAAUGAGAAGUAAGAGGCGGGGCUUCUCAGAAGACCUCCUGACUGGAUCCCAGUCGCUACAUCGUAAUCAGUUAUGGUUUGAAAUGUUAGUUCAGGUUUGAUCCGGACUUCUGCUGGAAUAAAAACACUAAUUCAGGAGUUGUGAACAACUCCACGUGCCGCUGCUGAAGAACACAUUCACUCUAAUUCUUUUUCUAUGUUGUUUUUUUAAUUUAAGAUUCUGCUUUAAACUCUUAUUUAAUGUGUGGUUUCUGUGUUUCCAUAAAGUCUAUUUUUAAAGUGAAAACAACAUGAAGUGAAGGUUGUUUAAAAAGUUGGGGUCUAAAAGCAAUAUACCGAAGCUCAGUGCUGUGUGACUUGAACUCUAUGCAGAUGACAUCAAUGUUUACUGAUAUCGAGCUUCUAUUUUUCACCUUCCUCCCACAGUUUGGGUGUUUGGCUUUCCUGCCGCGGUUUUCCUUCUGCCGAGUUGUUUUUACUAGGAAAAUAAAAACAACUUUGAAUAAAAUGUUCAUGUUUGAAAUA